Messenger RNA from Engraulis encrasicolus (European anchovy), 6058 nucleotides. RefSeq lists its product as uncharacterized. The transcript is spliced from 19 exons. Gene Ontology annotation, molecular function: K48-linked polyubiquitin modification-dependent protein binding. The coding region runs from base 1800 to 4592 and encodes 930 amino acids. NCBI's taxonomy places the organism in Eukaryota, Metazoa, Chordata, Actinopteri, Clupeiformes, Engraulidae. Gene Ontology annotation, biological process: negative regulation of protein K48-linked deubiquitination; negative regulation of proteasomal ubiquitin-dependent protein catabolic process; negative regulation of protein ubiquitination. The record is from RefSeq and is a predicted model, not a curated record. Gene Ontology annotation, cellular component: nucleus; cytoplasm.
AGUAGACAUGGACUGUAACUGUAUUGAAAUAUAAGAAAUUUAAGAGCACAAAUAAAAAAUAAAGGUCCUUCUUGGUCAUUGCCUGGAGAGGUGAGUUUACAGCCCAGUUGGAAUUUCAAUGUCCGUGUAAACCAAGCAGUGCUGUGUAGCAAAGCUAUGCAAUAAUUUACGUAAAAUGUAUGUAGAAUUUAUAUUUUAUAAUAAUUAUAUUUAUUACUUAAUCAUGAAACUGUGGUGAUGCAUACAGUGUGUCACAGAAGUGAGCACACCCUUCCAAAGCUGUGUGUCAAAUUUCAAAGUUUACUACCAAUAUGUUAUAAAGUGUGUCACAGAAGUGAGCACACACCUCACAUUUCUGUAGAUUUGUAAGUAUAUCUGUAAUGGGACAACAUUUUUUAAAAAUCACUUUGACUCAAUGAAAGGUUGCCGUACAGUGUAUAUAAGUACCACCACUAGUGUUGGGAAAGUUACUCAAAAACUGUAGUGCAUUACUGAUUACUUGUUAGGCCUACUGUCUUUUCAAAAGAAUCCUUUACACUACAAUAUUACUACAUUAAAACUGUAAGGCACAACACUACUUUUGCAUUACUUGAGUUACUUUCGCCAAAAUAACUGGCCUAAAUAUGGAUCUGGCCAGUAUAACUCAAGCUCAUGAGUCAUGACUUUUUCACCUCCAAGUCCCAGGAGGUGUUUUUGGCAGCAUGCAGACUAAAAACUACCAGGUUCAGAAUUGGCUUCUUUCUGACCCACCACACUGAAUACCACUAAAAUCCAGGUAAUUGUAAUGCAUUUGUAACUUAAGUUAUUUAGCAUUGUAACUAAAUAAUUAUUACAGAUUUUGCCCUGUAAUGCCUUACAUUACUGCAUCACAGCAAAAAGUAAUGCAUUACAGUAAUUUAUUACUUUUGUAAUGCAUUACUGCCCAACACUGACCACCACCAUAUAGCCACUAUUUAUUGUCCACUCAAAAUAAUUCAAAAUAGCGCCAUUAGUGUCUCAAAAUGUACCCACAACAAAAGUGAGUACACCCCUAUGUUAAAAUCUCACAGAGAGGAUCAUGUUCUGCCUCAGUAGUCACAGUACAUGUUGACGUGCAUGUUUCUUUUGGUGAAAUUCAGCUUCCCAAUGUUGAUGGUAGGCCUAUUCAAACAGCCCCAAAACAUGUCAGGCCCAGUACCAUGCUUGACUAAGCGUGUCAACAUGUACUGUGACUACUGAAGCAGAUCAUCAUUGGGAUUGUAAUAAGAGUGUUUCGAGACAUUUUUGAGACUUCAAUGGCUGUCUUUUGAAUUAUUUUGAGUGAACCAUAAAUUGACAUUGUGAUAAGUUAUAAGUUGUACACUGGCUACCUUUCAUUGUGUCAAUGUCAAAUUACUUAAAUGUUUUCCCAUGAAAAGAUAUCCUUACAAAUAUGCAGAAAUGUGAGGGGUGUACUCACUUCUGUGACAUACUGUAUAACAUGGGCCUAUUGGCAGUUACUUUAAAAAAUUGACACACUGCUUUGGAGGGGUGUGCUCACUUCUGUGACAAACUGUAUAACAUAUUGGUAGUACCGUUUUGAAAUCUGACAUACUGCUUUGGGCAGAGACAAGGUCUGGGAAGUCUGAUGUAGCACUACCAACAGGUCAAAGUUGGACGUGCAUUCAUGUGCGUAGCUUUGUUUUCAAAAACGUGGUGUCAAUGGAAUUCUCAUAUAAAGGAGGAAAAACUUUUUUGUCUUUCCACAGGCUUUGUGAGGCAAUCCUGAGCUAUUUGGGGUGCCCUGGACCAUCGGGGAGUUUGUCUGCACCCUUAACGAGAUGGGCUUUAGUGAGGCCCAGAUCCAGGCUGCCAUGCAAGCAGGACAUUUCUCGGUUCCAGAAGCUGCUGAGUGGCUUCUGCAAGAAGGCGGAGGGCCGAGGCACAAACUGAUGAAGCAGCCUGGAGAGUCCACUGGGACGGCGUUCGCUGCUUUCAAUCCUCCCAUAGCAGGGCCGUCAACACCGAACAAUCCGGCGAAAGAAGGUGCCUCUCUGACUCUGGGCCAAGCGCCGCCCCCAGUACCGCCAGUCCAGACUCCACCACUGGAGCUGCGCAUCAGGCAGGAACGCAGCAGCUUCGAGGACCAGCAGAGGCUGAAAGUGGCAGAGGAGGCUCGGGCAGAGAGGAGGCAAAAGAAACGGGAGCGUGAGCUGGUGCUGAAGCGCAUUGCUGAGGACCGUCUGAUCCAGCAGGAGAAGAGCCAGACUGAAGCCGCGUCUGACACCCCAUGCUCCAGCGAGCAGGGCAACAGGCUUGGAGGACGCAUACAGACCAGUGUGGACAACUACUGCAUGCUAAUGAUUCGCUUGCCCUCUGGUGAGUCCAUGCGGGAGCGGUUCCCAGCCGACGUCCCCCUCUGCCGCGUUGUGGAGCACAUUGCCGCGCGCCACCCCUCCCUGCCCUCCUUCUCCCUGCUCCAGGGGUUUCCAAGGAGACGGUUUGGCGAUGCUGAACUGGACUGUUCUCUACGCUCACUGGGGCUCGUUCCCAACGCUGCACUCUGCAUACAGGCCACGUCUCCCGAGACGUCGCCCCCCGAGCCUCCCAGCCCCGUGUCCAGACUGGCCUGGAGGCCCCCUCCAGAGGAGCCCACACUGGGGCCGACACCACCUGCCGCUGCAGAGCCUCCUCCUCCUCCAUCUCCGGCUGCAGACCAGCGGCCCAUCCCUCAAAUCCCGCCUCCAGCAAGAGACGUAGCAGCUGCAGAGGAGGAGCACGCGCCACCAGGUGUGCCACCUCUGCUGCCGGCCCAGGUGUGGGAGGAGGCCCUGGGCUACGCUGGCAUCCCAGCAGGGGGCCCACGCCUCUCAGGCCCAUCACACUUUUGGGGCAGGGGCCACAAGCUGGUCCCAGGUGAUGUGGAGGACGGUGAAAGCUCUGAAGACGAGGAGCCUCCACAGAUGGAGCCGGAUCCUCACUUCUUACUCAAUGGUCUACCACGUUUGCCUUUUCUCCCUGGUGAUAACCAUGGCCGAGGUCAACCAGGGCCACGCCACCGGUGGCCCGAUCACGGCAACCGGCUGAGGGGAGCUGAGGCUGCGGAGCGUGCUGAGGAGGAGGAGGCGGCUCCGCUGGCACCCGGUGCUGCGGGGCAGGCGGCAGUGCAGCGUCUGGAGAGGGCGGGGCUCCAGGAGGAGGCAGGCGGGGCGCCGCAGGGACACCCCUCACCCCCCAAGAGGCCCUUCUGCAUGCCCGCCGUGCCCUCCCUCUGCGUCAUGGCCACACGCGCCACCGUCACCCUCAUGACAGCUCCCAGCAUGCAGUACAGCAGCAGUCUGGCCGGCCUGACCCCGGAGCUGGCCGAGCUGCUUCUGGGCCACAUGGCUCGUGAGCGGCUGCUGCGUCCGCGCACCCUCGAGCUCUUCUUCGGCUGCCCGCUGCAGAAGCUGGUGCUCAACAGCUACUCGUACGCCACCAACGAGCUGCUCCGGCAACUCCGGGCCUUCACCGCACUCAAGCACCUCAGCUUGGUCAACUCUCCUCUCAUUACAGACUCUGGGCUUUCUGUCUUAUCCAGCCUGUCGAAACUUCAGUACCUCAAUUUGUCAUCCUGCAGCAAAUUGACAGACUGCUGUCUACAAUACAUCACAGGUCUGAAAUGUCUGUCGUUCCUGGCACUGGAUCAGACCAAAAUAAGCGAUAGUGGCCUGGUGCUGUACCUGCGCUCGGCCCCGUCCUCCCUCGUCCAGCUCAGUCUGAACCAGACGGCCAUCACCGAGGCAACGCUGGCGGAGCUGCCCUCCUGCACACCCCAGCUCCGGCUACUCAGCAUCAAGCACACCAAGGUAGCGAACGUGUCGGCCCUCGCUGACCUGUGCAGUCUGCAGACGCUUCACCUGGACGGCACAAGUGUUAGAGAGGACUCCCUUCAGAGUUUGGCCAACCACGCGUCUCUCUUCGUCCUUAGCCUCGCCGGCAUACCAGUUGCGGAUGGCAAUCACACGUUGGAGCUCAUCGCAGAUCUGAGCCUGACCCAGCUGACUCUACCAGGCAGGCACUCAGUCACAGACAGCGGACUGCUCUUCCUAUCAAGACUUGUCAUGUUGUCAGAACUGGACCUGACCGACUACACGCAGGUCACUGACCAAGGGGUCACUCACCUGGCUGCCUUAACCAGGCUGAAGAAGCUGUCGCUGUGCAACACUCAGGUGUCGGACACGGGACUGCUGUCUCUGGCCAGCCUGCAGGAGCUGCUGGACUUGUGUCUGGACCGCUGUGCCGUCUCCAGCCGUGGCGUGGCUCGCCUCAUCACAAGACUGCCUCACCUUCAGGUCUUGGGGCUUGCGAGUACUCCAGUUGGAGACAGUGUGGUGAGGAGAGGCUUGAUUCACUGCCCAGAGCUGCUGAAGCUCAACCUCAGCAGAACACGCAUCACUGACCAUGGGCUGAAAUUUCUGCGACAGACCAAGCUGAGCCAAAUCAACCUGGACGGCUCAGGAGUCACUCUGGUGGGGGUGGCGAACCUCAUCUCCUGCUGCCCACUGCUAACCAGCGUGCGCGCCAGCCACAUACGGAGCAUCCCUCCAGACCAGCUCUCCGACGACGAGGGUGACGUUGGUGCUGUUCACUGAGUCAUGAAGGACUUGACGUUGUUCCCCAGCUUCAUCCCAAUCAAAAGCUUGCCCCCCACCUCACUGACAUAGCCAAUGAAUGAUCCUGCAUGGACCUAGUUUUAAUCCUGAACACACUUAAGAUGGCUAUGGUUUACAGAAAGUCAAAGAGUCGGGCAGUGUAGGCUCUUGUAGUCUGUAAUGGGUUUCUGCAAAUACAAAGUAAUGAUGCUUGCCGAUCCCCCAAACCACUGGAAUAUUUAAAAAUGUCUCUUUUCCCAACGGCGCUAGUGGCACUUGGUACAUGGCCUUGCCUUUUAGUUGGACAGCAACUUGAGUCCUGUGUACUGUAGACGCACCUUAUUGUUUGCCAUCACUGCCACGCUCCUACAUUCUCACUCCCCCACGUAGACGCCAAAGAAACGUUUCACUUGUUGGCACUGUUGUUUGCAAAUGUGUAGAAAACUAAUUAGUACUGUGCAUUGGGCAGUACACAUCGUUGGUUUGUGUGACAAGGUUUCACCUUCUACAAGAGCAAACAUCUUCAGGUUUACACAUAACUUUCAAGACCCAAAAGAUGGUGGAUCAGUACGUCUCAGACCCUUAGAAACCGCACAGCAUGCAGGGAAUCACCCAGAGGCAAAUGUACUUUCUUCUCCAUUCAAUUAACACAUAAUGUUUCAGAAAUAUUUGCGAAUAUACAAAUUUAUGCGAAGAAUGCGUUUAAGAUCUUAAACUGUCAUUACUUAACGUCUUACCCAUCCUCCAAUACAGCCCAUGCUGGUUGAAUUUACCGCCUCUAAUUGUAUCCUGUUGUAGAGCCAUUGUUUCUUAUCCAUCAUUAAUUCAUUGAACUUGUAACAUUGUCUACAUAACUUAAUUAUUUUCAAGCAUUGGGUUACCUAAAUUCUUCUGUCAAUGUCCCUUAAAUUCGUUUUGGGAUUAACCCUUAAAUACACGCCCUAAUUUCGCUUUGUCAUGUUGGUGGUCUGAUGUCCUUGUUCCCAACCAUUUUAAAGCUGGGAUGAUCCAUUCAUAUUUAGUGUGUUCUGUGCCAUUAAACCUUAAGGAAACGGUUCCAAAUGUAGUUUGCCGAUUAUUUCAGGUUAAGUCAUUUUGCAGGUUGAAAAAAACUAUGUAAAAUAAGGGAGUUAUGCAUCGCAAUCUGUUCAAGCAGCAUCUGUGGGAAUAUUUAUCUCAUUCGAUUACUAAAAAAUGCCUCUGUCCCUGUCAAGCUAGCUCUGAACAGACAGUUCCCAUCUGAUAGUUUGUCAUUCCUACAACUGCUAAUUUAAUUUUUCAUAAUGUCAGCUUAAGGACAACCAGGCAGGCAAGAAUUUGUGUUUGGACAUGCAUAGGUAUUUUGAGGGGUAACUGGCCAUGUUUAAUGAACUCUUUCACAUGUAAAUGUGUUUUUUUUCAUAAUGUAUGUUUAAAUGCUCUGGAAGUGUUUUGUAACCAGAACGGAAUUAAAUUAAUUAAUAGAG